Tigriopus californicus is the source of this 5374-nucleotide messenger RNA. RefSeq names its product bridge-like lipid transfer protein family member 3B. The record is from RefSeq and is a predicted model, not a curated record. Bases 811 to 5058 code for a protein of 1415 amino acids. NCBI's taxonomy places the organism in Eukaryota, Metazoa, Arthropoda, Copepoda, Harpacticoida, Harpacticidae. The transcript has 17 exons.
CAUAGGCAGGAACUGUGUGUGAUGUGACUGACGUCCUUGCCUGCCACGAACUGAGAUCCGAUCCAUGCUCCUUCUGCCAACGAUCGAUCUUCUCUAGUCUGCAUGGGACACAACGUGGUUGAGUGUGCAUAUACUUGUCCAUCAGUGCAUUCUUUCGAAUCCAAUUGGGACUGACAGAGGACCACCACACGCACCCUUGGGUGGCUGAGCACGUCAGCCUUCAGGAUCGCUCUCUCCCGCCCUUACCCCGGUUGGCCUUGGUCUCUGGUUCAUUAUUAUCCUCAUCCUCAUCUCCCUCCCCUCCCUUCCACCAUAGAGCCAGCUAGUCAACGAGCCUUCUUCUACACGCCUGUUCAAAGGCCAAGUCCAGCCUGCUUCCCCUCCCGUUGGAAGCUGCGACGUAGUUGGUUACGCGACCAGUAUAACGACGACCGUGUCCUCGCCCUGUGUGUCUCUGGUCCUUUCCCCCCCCCUUCCCCCGAUUUGGGUGCUCUUUCCGUGGUCUCUUCCGGAUCCUCUCGAUCCUCUCGAUCCUCUCGAUUCGUUCUCUCCCGAAUUUCGCUCGCUCUUCUCUAUUUCUGACUGGAUGGAUGGACACACGGGAUGUUCUUGAGUUUCAGACUUCAGACGAACUCCGAGAUUGAACCAGUGAUCCUCUAGCUUCUCCAGCUUCUCCAGCUAUCCAGUGAAACUGGACCAUGGGUUUGAAAGUGCGAAGUACGUGAGCCAUCAGAAGACACGUGAGCUGGUGUCUGUGUGAUAUUCUCGACUGCUCUGGGGCCUUGGGCUCCGGUUUCGGCUCCUGUCACCAUGGCCAACCUCAUCAAGAACCAGAUCUUGAAGCACUUGUCAAAAUUUGUCAAGAACCUCUCGCCCAGUCAGAUCAACAUCUCCACCAUGAAAGGGGAAGGUGAGCUCACCGAUCUGGAGUUGAACGAGGAGGUGCUCAUGGAGUUGAUGGAGCUCCCGAGUUGGCUCAGAUUGAGUAGUGCCAAAUGCAAUCGUGUGACCAUUCGGAUCCAAUGGACCAAGCUCAAAAGCGUGCCCAUUGUGCUUCAACUCGACGAGGUCCGGGUGGAGGUGGAAACGUGCGAGAACCUCCGGAGUGUGAAUCCCAAUGCCAAAUCAGCUACUGCAGCCGGAGGAGGUGGACAUUAUGGUUUCGUCGAGAAAGUGGUUGAUGGAAUAACGGUCAAUGUCAACUCCGUUAUUCUUGUCAUGAAAAGCCAUGUGUUUGAAGCCUCAUUCCAAAUGUCCCGGAUAGAACUCGAAUCGAAAAGUCCCACCUGGACCAAGGCAGAUCUCCGGAUGACUCGCAUCAAGGACACGGACAAAGGCGAAGUACUCAACUUCAAGGAGCUCUCGUGGCAAACCUUGAGGAUUGAAGCCAAAUCAACCAAGACCGACGAUUUGACUCCCUUGAGGUUGAUCACCCAACAAGCGCGAUGCAGAAUCACCAUCAAGAAGAAGAUAGCAGAUUGCGCUGUCCUCGGAUGUCGCCUUGUGAUCAUCUUAGAUGAUAUCCUAUGGGGUCUAACCGAUGACCAACUGAAAGCUGCCCUCCAUUUUGCUGAUUCUCUCAGUGGGUUACUCAAAAGAGCCACAGCUGAGACUCAGAAAGUCAAAGGAGCCAGAAAACUUCAGAGCCUGGCCGAAUUCCAAAAGUCCAAAGAAACGUCUUCCAAAAAGAAAAACGCUCAAACAUGCGCAGCCGCCAAGGUUUUUGCGCGCUACGACGUGGUCGAGACAUCUUAUCAUUUCUACUCAGACCGGAUUGAACUACAUCUCUGUGAUGAUCCAGAUGGAAAGGGUCGAUCUCGUCAUCCCAACCUGAGUGAGGGCGGGGCAUUCCAGAUCUCGCUCUCCAAACUCCAAGUGGAUGUCUAUCCAUACCACUUGGCCGACAGCAAUCGAUCAGCGUGGAUUCGAUACUCGGAGAGUGUACAUUCCACAUGGCUGAAUAAUAGUAUCAUUGCCUUUCAAAACAGCCUCCUUGAGGCCCUGACCUCGACAUCCUCCUCGAAUGCUCCAGGAACAGGAGGAAGCUCCAGCAACAAGGCACCACUUUCAAGAUCAGCCCCGGGCUCAACCGCCAAUGGUGAUGUGCGUGGGAGCAAAGGCAUGUCUGACAAGGACAGUGCCAUACGGGAAACGAUCCUAUCGCAAUACAAGAAGCUGUUAACCACCAACUUGGUUUUGAGACUGUCCAACAUCUGCAUGUGGAAAGUGUCCACCACCAAGGCCAAAAGCACUUCCAAGGAGUUCAUUUCAGGGACAGACAAACCGCCGUUGGUGCUUAGGUCUAAAAGAAAGACAGUCUCAGGGGAUUGUGAGCGUUUUUCCUUGCCUGAUGACAUGCCCGUGUUCCACUUUGAAUACACUCAGUUCUACUAUCCAGGGGAUAUUGACUUUCCUCUGCCUGCACCCAAGUUCUUUGCCUACAUCAAUCCCAUUCAGAUCUCGGUGGAUCCAAUUACUUGCUUGUGGUUGAAUGCCUUUGCGCUUAAUUUGGGUCAAUCGGUCAAAAAGUUGGCCGAUGAGAAAGCCGAACCGCCCUACUUAGAUGUCAAGAUUGAAGCUAUUAUGUUCAGGAUCAUCAUGGAUGCCGCGGAUGAUGCCCCGGAACAGAAAGAUCGCCCUAAAUCUCUUCAUUUACAAGUGUCGCGUGUUUUGGCUGCCAAUUACAGGAGUCUGGAAACGGGAUCCAAAGCUGAUUUGGCCGAGACUCUAGAGACAUUCCAAAAAUCGAGUCUCUAUUACGGUACCGAUUUUCCCAACUGUCCCACGGACCUGCCCACUGUCUGUGAUAAGCUCCUCAAUCACGCCACCGGUCAGGAUAGCGUGUCUAAAGGUGCGCAAACCUUUGUAGACAAUCGUCGUGAUGACAUUUGGAGAGUUAUGAAGAAAGACCUCUUGUGGACGGAAGCCAAAGACGUUUGGUAUUUGCACCUGGAUCCGGUUUGGGCCGAUUUUCAUGGCACUCCUUCGUCGGGAAGUCGCCCAGUGCCUCUGGUGGACGCGUUUCCCAUUACUCUUUGGCUUUAUAAGAAGCCCGAUGAUGAGGAUGAUAAAGCUAUUCGUUCCGAUAAAUCCUCCAACACUAACGAAUCCCCUCAGGCCGAUAUGUACGUGAUUGGUAGCAUCAAGAGCCUGAUCAGCGUUCAGCUCAAUCAUUAUCAGUUGCUGUUCUUGCUCAGAACAGUGGAAAUGAUCAGUGAGAUUACCAUGUUCCUUGCUCAAGACGUCCAUGAUAUUCUCGGGGAGGAAGAGGGACAAGACGACGGGUCUGUCGUGUUGGGUAUCACCAUUCCUCAAGUGGAUCUCUCGUUGCUCAUGCCUUCCAUACAUCAGUCUCGAGAUUCGAUUGGCGGGGAUUACGACUCGACCGUCCCGGACUCGACAAGUGUGUACUCGGCCGGUGAUCUUCUCAAAGGUGCCUAUAACUGGCCUAAGACCAAUCCGGGUGAGGAAUCCGAUACGGAUGGGACACUCCAAUCUCAAAGUGACCUACUUGCCGAAGAUCAAUCCGAGGCCGAUUCCCCCACCAGCUUUUCCAACCCUCCUUCCUUCAUAGACGAUCAAACUACCCCAUCAUUCCCCAAGGUGAUUCAAGCCUCAACCGAGAACAUCACUCCAACCACGUCAACGCCCUCUACCCCCAGAUCCAAGGUCAAACCUAAACACUUAUAUGGGACCAUGCCUUCGCCCAAUUCACUCCACAUUCGAAGCAAGUCUCCAAGUGGCAAGAAACACAGCCUGACCUCCAGCAUCUCGAGUAUGAAAGCUAGUUUGGACUAUCGAAACACGACUCCCACUGACGAAGAAAGUGUGUCCAUUCGGAGCGAUGGAAGCUCGGAAUCGGAUAACUUUGUGUUCGUCGGACAGUCUGAAACGGUCAAUCGUGAGAACUUUGAUGCCGCCCUCUUCAACAUUCACGCCCCAUCCAAGGGUGGAUCACCCGUUGAAGUGGCCAUGGAAGUGACGGAAGAGGCACUAAGUGUGCGAUCCGCCGCCACCUCGCGGUCAAGUUCCGCACGGCAGACCCCGCAGCCCCCUUCUUUGGAUGCGGUGUCAACCCAAAGUGGGCGAUUGAAUGCUUCAGAAUCGAUUAUCAUCAAGCCACAACGCGAAGGCAUGAUUUCGGUGGCCACAUUCCAUGUGGGUCGUUUGGAGAUUGCACAUCAGUCGGUGAGUGGUGUGUCCGCUGUUAAGAUCCAAGGCGCAUCUUUGAGUGGCGAGGAGUGUCCCUCCAUUCCAUGGGACGAAUUCCAGCGAUUCAAGUCAGAAUCCAAGAGCAAGUUCACUUUACGAGGCAAGUGUUGGUCCGAAAGUACUCGUCAACCCCCUUCAUCUUGGUGUUUCCGUCUUCGUUUCACUACCAAAGCACCAAUGUUGGAACAAGUGCUUCAGCAUGGAUCCCAGGAAAUGAGUUUGAGAGAGAAGAUCUCUCGAGCUGCCGAGGCUUUCAUUCAUCUCAAGGCUCAGAAUCUGCCCCUACAAUUCUACAUAUCGACUCUAAGUGGUCUAGGCGACCUUUUCGAAGACGAGAUCAUACCCUCGCCCAUUCCCAUGAAGAUCCAACUGGACAACAUCGCCCUUCAUCUCAUAGAAGAUCGUCCCUCCCCGAAUAUCACUUCUCCUGGCAGUCUUCCGAUCGAUGUUGCCAUCCCUGCCUUAACCAUCACCAGAGACAAAUCCGGACUCUUCUCAAUUCAACCUUCAGAAUCGAAUGUCAAAUCGGAGGAUAGCGUGGCCAAAGCCUCGAUCCCUGAAAUCAUCCAUCCGACCUCAUCCAGUUCCAUGAAUCAUCACCUAGAUCUAGUCCGAAGUGGUGUGGCCUCCAUCGAGACCGAGCUUCAGCAACGAGCCGCGUUAUUGGCCGUAGAUAACUCAAAUCUGCGGUCUUCGUUGGAUAUUGCCAAUGUCAAAAUUCGGGACUUAAGCGCGCGCUUGCAAGACGCGGAGCAAAACAAGGCGUUGGAGGCGGAAAACGAGAAACUGAAGGAGACAUUGAAGUAUUUGCAGAAGGAGCUAGUGAGAGCUGGCAAGAAGGUGUGAUUUCCAAUGCUGGUGGGUUGAGAUGGGUCCAAAAAAUAGAACCUGUGCCAAAGACACGCGCCUAGACGAUGAUAAAAGUUUCAAUUGAUUACCAUGUGAUAUGUUCAAUGAAUAUUUACUCCUUCACUUUCAACAGCUUUUAAGUCUCUUCAACUCGACCCUCUUGUUAUUCCAAUUUAUUGUCGGUGAGACUAUCGCUUUCUCUUAUCUUGCCAAAAAGUCCUAUUUCCGCAUUCCUUGACGGAAUAUCCCAGAAAACUAAUCAAACAUGUGAGUUAAAUCUUGCUUCAAAUAUAUUUAUCCAAUUAUCAGUCUA